AAUAUAGAAGCUUGCAGGAAAAGAGAAGAGGCCACCCUUCAAAAUUCAUGGGGUAUACUCUAUAAAGCGACAUUUUUUUCCUUUUAAAAGAUGAUUAAUUUCUUGGUGUGCUAUGGCUGAAUGAGUUCUUAGAAGAGAGUGCAUAUGAGAAAUGCGUGAAGAGAAGGGACUGUGAAAGAGAGAGGAGCAGCAGGCGAGCGAGGGAGCGAAGCAGCUACUGGGUGUUCUUGAACGCCAUUGUCUUCCUCGUAAAGCAAUAGAAGAAAGUUACUGUGAAAGUUAUGGAGGAGGCACCCUGUUGCUCCUCUAUUUUAGAUGGGGAAAUAGUUGGAAUAAGAUUUGCAUUGGCCAAUGGUCAAGAAAUUUGUAUUGCAGCUAUUAGUGAUUGCCCUAUUACCCAUGCUAGUCAGCUCUCAAAUCCAUUUCUUGGUUUACCAAUUGAAUAUGGUAAAUGUGAAUCAUGCGGUACUUCUGAACCUGGGAAGUGUGAAGGCCAUUUCGGAUAUAUCGAAUUACCAAUUCCCAUUUAUCAUCCCAAUCAUAUUACGGAAUUGAAGAAGAUGUUAAGCUUGCUCUGUUUGAAGUGCUUGAAAAUGAAAAAAAACAAGUUUCCCUCGAAGAAUGUUGGUUUUGCUGAAAGAUUGUUAUCAUGCUGUGAGGAUGCUUCGCAAGUUUCUAUUCGAGAGGCAAAAAAAUCAGAUGGUGCUUCGUACUUGCAAUUAAAAGUACCAUCAAGGACAUCACUACGAGAAGGAUUUUGGGAUUUCUUAGAAAGAUAUGGUUUUCGUUAUGGUGAUAAUCUCACUCGAACUUUGCUCCCUUGCGAGGUGAAGGAAAUGCUAAAAAAAAUUCCCAAUGAGACCAGAAAAAAGCUUGCUGGCAAAGGUUAUUAUCCUCAGGAUGGAUAUGUCUUGCAAUAUUUACCAGUCCCUCCCAACUGUUUGUCUGUACCAGAAAUUUCUGAUGGUGUUACGAUUAUGUCUUCGGAUCCAGCUGUUUUAAUGCUCAAGAAAGUUCUUAAGCAAGUGGAAAUCAUCAAAGGUUCUAGGUCUGGUGCUCCAAACUUUGAAGCUCAUGAAGUAGAAGCUAAUGACUUGCAAAUGGCCGUUGAUCAAUAUCUCCAAGUUAGGGGGACUGUUAAGGCAUCUCGUGGCAUAGAUGCAAGAUAUGGUGUAAAUAAAGAGUUAAAUGAUCCUUCCACUAAAGCCUGGCUUGAAAAAAUGAGAACUCUGUUUAUUCGGAAAGGCUCUGGUUUCUCUUCCCGCAGUGUGAUUACCGGGGAUGCUUACAAACUAGUUAAUGAAAUUGGUGUGCCUUUUGAAGUUGCCCAAAGGAUCACAUUCGAGGAGAGAGUUAGUGUGCAUAACAUAAAAUAUUUACAGGAACUGGUGGAUAAUAAAUUAUGUUUAACCUAUAGAGAUGGUUCUUCGGCCUAUUCACUUCGUGAAGGUUCAAUGGGCCAUACAUAUCUGAAACCUGGUCAAAUAGUUCAUCGGCGGAUCAUGGAUGGAGACAUUGUUUUCAUUAAUCGACCGCCGACUACUCAUAAACAUUCUUUGCAAGCCCUGAGGGUGUAUCUGCACGAUGACCAUACAGUCAAGAUCAACCCUCUAAUUUGUGGACCCUUGGGUGCAGAUUUUGAUGGUGAUUGUAUUCACCUAUUUUAUCCCCAGUCCAUUGCAGCAAAAGCUGAGGUGUUGGGACUUUUCUCUGUGGAAAAGCAGCUACUUAGCUCUCAUAGUGGGAACCUUAAUUUGCAGUUGGCUAAUGAUUCAUUGUUGUCUCUCAAGAUGAUGUUCAGGAAAUAUUUCUUGGGCAAAGCUGCAGCGCAGCAACUGGCUAUGUUUGUUACUUCAUCUUUGCCACCUCCUGCCUUGUUGGGAGUUCGUUCUAAUACUCUUCAUUGGACUGCUUUGCAGAUACUUCAAACUGUGUUGCCUGCUUGUUUUGACUGUCAUGGGGAUAGUUACUUGAUUAAAAACAGUGAUUUUCUUAAGUUUGACUUUGAUAGAGAUGCUAUGCCAUCAUUAAUCAAUGAAAUUGUGACGUCAAUUUUUUUUCAGAAGGGUUCUGAAGAGGUUAUGAGAUUUUUUGAUUCUUUACAGCCGUUAUUGAUGGAACAUGUAUUUUCAGAAGGUUUCAGUGUUAGCUUGGAUGAUUAUUCCAUGCCCAUGGCAUUUUUACAAGCUCUUCAAAAGAAUAUUCAAGUAAUAUCACCUUUGCUGUAUCAGUUAAGAUCAUCAUUCAAUGAGCUGGUAGAGUUGCAGUUAGAGAAUCACAUACGAUCGGUCAAAGUUCCAUUUACGAACUUUAUCUUAAAGUUAUCUUCAUUGGGGAAGUUAUUCGAUUCCAAAAGUGAUGCUGCUAUUAACAAGGUGGUUCAACAAAUUGGGUUUCUUGGAUUGCAGCUUUCUGACAAGGGAAAAUUUUAUUCCAAGACAUUGAUAGAUGAUGUAGCCUCUCUGUUUCACAAUCGAUAUUCUUCUGAUAAAAAUGACUAUCCUUCUGCUGAAUUUGGAUUGGUUAAAGGCUGUUUUUUCCAUGGAUUAGAUCCGUACGAGGAAAUGGUCCAUUCAAUUUCCACAAGAGAGGUAAUGGUACGUUCAUCGAGAGGGCUUACUGAACCUGGAACUCUUUUCAAGAACUUGAUGGCCAUCCUUCGAGAUGUUGUAAUUUGUUAUGAUGGUACUGUGAGGAAUGUUUGUAGCAAUUCCAUCAUUCAACUUGAGUAUGGAAUAAAGGCCGGAAUGAUGAAGCCUUAUGGUUUAUUCCCUCCUGGUGAACCGGUUGGUGUUCUAGCAGCUACUGCCAUGUCAACUCCUGCUUAUAAGGCAGUUCUUGAUUCUACUCCCAGUAGCAAUUCCUCAUGGGACAUGAUGAAGGAAAUUCUUCUUUGUAAGGUCGGUUUUAAGAACGAGCCUGUAGAUCGUCGGGUGAUAUUAUAUCUAAACAACUGUGAUUGUGGUAGAAAACAUUGCAAUGAAAAUGCAGCAUAUGUGGUUAAGAGUCAUCUAAAGAAAGUCACGCUUAAAGAUGUCGCAAUGGAUUUCAUGAUAGAAUAUAACAGACAACCAACUCCCUCAGCGCUUGGUCCAGGGCUUGUCGGCCAUGUGCAUCUUAACCAGGUGCUGCUGGAAGAAUUGAGGAUAAACAUGGCUGACGUUUUACGAAGAUGCCAAGAGACUAUCAGUUCUUUUAAAAAGAAGAAGAAGAAACUUGCUCCUACAUUACGAUUCUUUAUCAGUGAACACUGCUCUUUUCAUCAACGGAAUGGAGAAGAGAGGACUGAUAUGCCAUGUUUAACAUUCUGGCUUGAGACAAGAGAUGUUCAUUUGGAGAGAACUUCCCACAUCCUUGCUGAUGUAGUCUUUCCACUGCUUUCAGAAACAAUCAUCAAGGGUGACCCGCGGAUCAGUUCUGCAAACGUGAUCUGGAUUAGUUCAGAUUCAACAAGUUGGGAAAGAAAUCCUUCCAGGUGGCAGGAUGGCGAACUAGCCUUGGAUGUUUGUCUAGAAAAAUCGGCCGUGAAAGAAGAUGGUGAUGCAUGGAGGAACGUGCUGGACUGCUGCCUUCCUAUAAUUCAUUUGAUUGAUACUAGACGAUCUGUUCCUUAUGCAAUUAAACAAGUUCAAAAACUGCUUGGCAUUUCGUGCGCUUUUGAUCAAACGAUUCAGCGGCUUUCGAAGUCGGUGUCAAUGGUUUCAAAAGGUGUACUCGGAGAUCAUCUUAUUCUGCUGGCAAACAGUAUGACAUGCACAGGAAAUAUGAUUGGCUUCAAUUCAGGUGGAUAUAAAGCAUUAUCUCGUGCGUUGAAUAUCCAAGUACCGUUUACAGAAGCAACGUUGUUUACACCAAGAAGAUGUUUUGAGAGAGCUGCUACUAAAUGUCACAAGGAUUCUUUAUCAAGCAUAGUGGCAUCUUGUUCUUGGGGUAAACAUGUUGCUGUUGGUACUGGAUCAAAGUUUGACAUCCUCUGGGACCAAAAAGAGUUAGGAUCGAAACAAGCUGAUGUUGUAGAUGUUUAUAACUUUUUACACAUGGUGAGGAGUGGUAAAUCGGAAGAAUCAACGUCUGCAUGUCUAGGUGUAGAGAUUGACGAUCUAAUGGUCGAAGAUGAAUAUGGCGAGUUGACUCUGUCCCCGGACCCCUUCUCUACUUCUGAGAAGCCAGUUUUUGAAGACAGUGCUGAAUUUGAACACUGUUUGGAUAAUCAUUCUCUUGGUGCUGCUUCCGCUGGUGGUGGGCAGUGGGAAAGUAAUGAAAAUUGUAAGACAUCCCAAGACAAUGACUGGUCUGGUUGGGGGACAAAAGUUGACCCUGAUGUGACCACUUCAAAAUCUGGUUGGGAUACUACACCAAGCUGGGGAAAUAAGGCUACGAAGGCUUCAAAUGACAAUGGCUGGUCUUCAAAAGAAGUCGAACAAGAUUCCUUUACUUCCACGAAGAAUACUCCAAAAACUGGAGGUUGGGAUAGUGCAGCUACAUGGGGGACGAAAACUAAAGAUGUCGAUAGCUUUAAAGAAGGAGAAACAGCGCCUGAAAAAUCAAAUGUGUGGUCUGGUUUGCAGAGCAAUAAAGCUGAAACACAAGACGCCUUCCAUAAAAAGGUCGAGAUAGCGUCUAAAUCUGGUGGAUGGGAUGAUAAGGCUUGGUCAAGAGGAACUUCUAAAACGGAAGAUAAUUGGUCUAGUCGGGCGAAGGAUAAAGCUGAACCAUGGCAAGCCCAUGUGCAAGAAGUUUCUCCCAAUAGCAAUGGUUGGGGUUCUGCAGGGGGUUGGGGGAAGAAUGCUGGAGAUGGUGAAUCUGGAGCAGGUUGGAAUGAUGGCCAGACAUCAAUGGACCUAGAGAAGGUGUCUGAUAGGUGGGAUGGCCGGGACGUUCAGAGGACUGGUGACUCGGAGGAUAACUUUCAAUCCAAAGUGGUGGAGCUUGGUGAUUCAGUUGCCAUCAAUCAUUCUUGGGAUCAACAGAAACCACCCGAGGUAUCCCAGGGAGAGUACGGUAACGAUGCGUGGGGGCAACAGAAAUCAUGGGAAGUUAAAAAACCUUCACAUGUUAACAAUGAAUCAAAUCGACAUGGCUGGGGAUCCCGAAUCGAGUUAAAUGAAGGACCGAAUCAUGAGUGUGAUCAAGUUACCAGUGAUUCAGGAGGUUGGGACUCUCAGAAGAAGAUGGAUAAGCCAUGGGAGAAGCAGAAGUCUACGGAGGCUUCACAAAGUUGGGGCUCCCAGAAGGACUCACAAAGUUGGGGCUCCCAGAAGGACUCGCAAAGCUGGGGCUCCCAGAAGGACUCACAAAGCUGGGGCUCCCAGAAGGACUCGCAAAGCUGGGGCUCCCAGAAGGACUCGCAAAGCUGGGGCUCCCAGAAGGACUCACACUCACAGGGUUCGUGGGGGCAGCUCCAGAGAACACCUAAAGAGUUCAGUCAGGAAUCUCAGGAUGAUUCAAAUAAACAUUUUGAUAAUCAGAAACCUCCAGAAACUUCAUCAGGUUGGGAACAACAAAAAUCACCAGAAGUUUCACAUGGUUGGGGCUCUCAUAUUGACUCGAGCGAUUCGACAAGUUCACAUGGAUGGGAUAAUAAGAAGAAUCAAGGGUCAAAAAGUUGGGGAGGAAACGUCGGGGAGUGGAAAAAUAGGAAGAACCGUCCUCCAAAGUCUCCUGGAAUGACGAGCGACGAUGCUAAUUUACGCGGAUUAUAUACCGCAUCAGGACAACGGUUGGAUAUGUUUACGACCGAAGAACAAGAUAUUCUUGCUGAUAUCGAACCUAUAAUGCAAUCCAUCAGAAAAAUAAUGCAUCAAUCUGGGUACAACGAUGGGGAUCCUCUGUCUGCUGAAGAUCAAUCCUUCAUACUUCAAAGUGUAUUCAACUUCCAUCCUGACAAAGCUGUAAAAAUGGGAGCUGGAAUUGACCACUUCAUGGUUAGUCGACACAGUAGUUUUCAGGAAAGCAGGUGCUUUUACGUUGUAUCAACCGACGGUCAUAAAGAGGACUUUUCAUAUCGCAAAUGCCUCGACAAUUUCAUUAAAGGCAAGUAUCCCGACAUGGCUGAAAUGUUCGUGGCAAAGUACUUCAGGAAGCCUCGUUCAAGUAAACCCCGAGAUCGUAACACAGCAUCAGAGGAAAACGAGAACAAAAACGUCGGUGGAGAGCUGACGCCGAUCCCAGAAGAAGCUGAAAAUGGCAGCCAACAACAGUAAUGGUGUCUCUUAGCAUUUGAAAGUAGCUCAGGAACCCCUCCUCUGUAGUACAGAGGUAAAAAAAUGAUCAUAUUUUCUGCUAUUUUGAGUUGUACAUAGAAGGCAGAUGAUUUUGUAUUUGUGGGGUCAACAGGAGAGGAAGAAUCAGCUCCCCCUAUAUAAUAUAUAUAGAUAUAGAUAUAUAUAUAUAUAUCUAUAUAUAUAUAACAAGCAGCCUUAAGAACUUGACCAAAAAUUGAAGUGAGUGAGAAAUUAUUGAGUAGUUGCUAUGGUGCUGUCUUGUUCAAGCUUGUGUGUAUGUGCCUGAAAACAAUUCUUCUGAUCAAUAUCAAUAGGAAGGCUAAUUUGGAA
Cucurbita maxima (winter squash) is the source of this 6554-nucleotide messenger RNA. RefSeq names its product DNA-directed RNA polymerase V subunit 1. The coding region runs from base 282 to 6203 and encodes 1973 amino acids. The record is from RefSeq and is a predicted model, not a curated record. Lineage: Eukaryota; Viridiplantae; Streptophyta; Magnoliopsida; Cucurbitales; Cucurbitaceae. The transcript has 18 exons. Gene Ontology annotation, biological process: DNA-templated transcription. Gene Ontology annotation, cellular component: RNA polymerase II, core complex. Gene Ontology annotation, molecular function: DNA binding.